This is a messenger RNA of Rubroshorea leprosula, 4168 nucleotides long. The record is from the annotation of a GenBank genome assembly. Lineage: Eukaryota; Viridiplantae; Streptophyta; Magnoliopsida; Malvales; Dipterocarpaceae.
AGAGAACGAUAAUCUUCUUCAAUUCCAUGUCUACUUCCAUGAGCCUUCAUUUCCCUCUCUAAACCUUCAUCAGACCAUCGCCAAUGGCGGUUGAAUCCCUCGUCUCCAAAACCGUAACCCUAGACUCCACUCGUCUCUUCCUCUCGGCCACCAACUCUUCGCAAUCCUCCCUUUCUUUUCCUCCAAUUCCUUCAUCUUUUCCUCAUUCUAAACUUAUCCCCAAGACCCGCUUCCUCGUCGACGCUUUCCGUCUUGCCUCGGACUUCUCGGUCUCAUAUUUCCUCUCCCAUUUCCACUCCGACCAUUACUUCGGCCUCACUCCCUUCUGGUCCAAAGGUAUCGUCUUCUGUUCGCCCACCACCGCUCGCCUCCUCAUUGAAGUGCUGAAGAUUCCGCAAAAUUUCAUCUUUCAGUUGCCCGUGAAUGAGACUGUAGUUGUUGAUGGCUGCGAGGUUACGCUUAUAGAUGCCAAUCAUUUUCCUGGGGCAGUUCAGUUCUUGUUCAAGAUUCCAGGUAGCAACGGGAGUUUUGAGAGGUAUGUGCACACGGGUGAUUGUCGCUUCUCUGAUUCAAUGAAAUCGGAUAGGUUUUUAAGUGAAUUUGUGGGUUGUGAUGCAAUUUUCUUGGAUACUACGUAUUGCAAUCCGAAGUUUGUGUUUCCCUCGCAAGAAGAGUCGGUUGAAUAUGUUGUUAAUGUAGUGGGGAGGAUAGGAGGAGAGUACAUGGAAUCGAAGAAGAGUGUUUUGUUUCUUGUUGCCACUUAUGUUGUUGGUAAAGAAAAGAUUUUGGUUGAAAUUGCAAGCAGAUGUCAUAGGAAGAUACAUGUAGAUGGGAAGAAAAUGGCAAUUUUGCAUGUUCUGGGCUAUGGGAAUUCUGGGAUUUUUACGGAGGAUGAGAGUGAGACUGAUGUUCAUGUGGUUGGCUGGAAUGUUUUAGGUGAGACAUGGCCUUACUUUCGACCCAAUUUUGUUAGAAUGAAGGAAAUUAUGGUGGAAAAGGGGUAUGAUAAGGUUGUGGGCUUUGUGCCAACAGGUUGGACUUAUGAAGUGAAACGCAACAAAUUUACAGUGAGGUCUAAGGAUUCAUUUGAGAUCCACCUUGUACCAUAUAGUGAGCAUUCAAAUUAUGAUGAGCUUAGGGAGUAUGUGAGGUUUUUGAAACCAAGGAGGGUUAAUCCUACAGUCGGUGUGGAUAUUGAGAAACUAGACAGUAAGCAUGCUCAGAAAUUGAGGAAGCAUUUUUCUGGGUUGGUUGAUGAAAUGGCCAAUAAGAAGGAAUUUUUAUUGGGCUUUCGUCGUGGAUUAUGUGAAAAUGGUGAAAAGGUUAAACUGAGUGCUAAUGCUGACUUAAAUGAGGAACUGGAACAGCGAAAGAAACAAAAUAAAUCUGAGAUAAUACCAGUAAUUGGAAAUUCUGAUGUUAUUGGUUUGGGUGAUUCAUCCUCUUUGCAAGAUUCAGGUGUUCUCACUGAUGUAGAAAGAGAGAGAAUUAUCCAGGAACUUCAUGAUUGUUUGCCCAAAUGGGUCACAAGGGACCAAAUAUUGGAGUUGAUUAGCAGCUCAGGAAGAAAUAUCAUUCAAGCAGUUUCUAAUUUUUAUGAACGUGAAACUGAAUUUUAUGAGCAAGUCUCUGCCUGUAAAACUUCUGUUUCUACAUCUCAGGCCUGUUCAUUUAAUGACUCUGCAUCACUUCCAAAAUCAGAUCCUUUUAUUUUGACAUCUCAAGCUGGCUCAUUUAAGAGCAGUCCUAAUGCUAAUAAGGGCAUUUAUCUGAGUCAAGGCCGCGGGGCUCCUAGCAUGAAGUUUUCAACUAAGAGAAAGAGCAGUGUUUCUCCUGGCAAAAGGAGGAAAACUAUUCAGAGCAAGUCAAACAAGAAAGUUAAAAGUAAUUCAAAACCAGAUUCUAGUGGCUCAAAGCAAUCCACAAUAACAAGGUUCUUCACUAAAGUUUUGCCAGGUACUUCUGAAGGUGGUACAACUGGGUCAAAGUCUGAGGAAUGCCCUGAAGAUGUAAUUAUGAUGCCAAGUGAUUCUACUGAAGAAUACAGAGAGGAAAUCGAUCAGUUUAUCAAGAUAAUAAAUGCUGGUGAAUCAUCAAGAAGCUAUGCUUUCACUGUGCUAGAGAAAACUAAAGGAGAUAUUAAUAUGGCACUGGAUAUACAUUAUAGCAAUCCCAAGGGGAACUGUCACGAGAAAGGUGUGGAGAUGGUAGUCUCUGGUGAUUCUGUUCGGAUCCAAAACUGUACUGAUACUUUCUCUUCUGGCCAUGAGAAAGAUCUGGCAAACAACUUGGGACAUGUCACUAAUUCAUCUUUGGUGCGGCACUCAAUGGAAAACACUGACACAACCCUUUUAUCAUUACCCUUGGAAAAAUAUAAACCUAUAGAAGAUGCAUGCUGGAGGCAUGGUGAGCCAGCUCCUUAUAUCCAUCUUUCAAGAGCUUUUGAUCUGGUUGAAGCUGAAAAAGGAAAGAUCAAGGCUACUUCUAUGCUUUGCAACAUGUUUAGAAGUUUGCUUGCUUUGUCUCCGGAGGAUGUGCUUCCUGCUGUGUAUCUGUGCACAAAUAAGAUUGCCCCUGACCAUGAAAAUAUUGAACUAAAUAUUGGGGGCAGUUUAGUGACCUCAGCAUUAGAGGAGGCAUGUGGGACAAACCGUGUCAAAGUAAGGGAUUUGUACAACAAGUUCGGUGAUCUUGGUGAUGUAGCACAAGCAUGCCGGCAGAAACAAACCUUGCUAGCUCCUCCUCCCCCACUUUUAAUUAGUGAUGUGUUUUCUAUGCUCCGAGAAGUAAGUGUGCAAACAGGCAGUGGAAGUACUAUCCGGAAGAAAAACAUCAUUGUGAAUCUUAUGCGGUCAUGCAGAGAGAAGGAGAUGAAGUUUGUGGUUAGAACUUUGGUCAGGAAUUUACGAAUUGGAGCAAUGAUGAGAACAGUUCUGCCUGCAUUGGCUCAAGCAGUUGUUAUGGAUUCUUCCCCUAGUCUUUCUCAUGAAGGGACAGCAGAUAACAUUAAGGAGAAGCUUCAGUGCCUCUCAUCAGCAGUGGUUGAAGCAUAUAAUAUACUUCCUAAUUUGGAUUUGGUUGUACCUUUGCUUAUGAGGAAAGGCAUUACAUUUUCAUCCUCAGCUUUGUCAAUGGUUCCUGGAAUUCCUAUUAAACCCAUGCUUGCAAAAAUUACUAAUGGAGUUCCACAAGUACUAAAGCUCUUUCAAAACAAAGGUUUUACAUGUGAAUACAAAUAUGAUGGUCAGCGUGCCCAAAUUCACAAAUUAGCUGAUGGAACAAUGCGCGUCUUCUCACGAAACGGGGAAGAAACAACAUCUCGAUUCCCAGAUUUGGUUAACAUUAUUAAGGAAUCGUGUAAGCCUGCUGCAAGUACUUUCAUAUUGGAUGCUGAGGUAGUUGCAGUUGAUAGGAAGAAUGGAUGCAAACUCAUGUCAUUCCAAGAAUUAUCUUCAAGAGAACGAGGGGGGAAAGAUUCUUUGAUUACUGUAGAUAGUAUAAAGGUUUGAUGUAUCAUCUAUUGAGAUAAAUAACAUAGUUACUGUUUUUCUCAAAUAUUGAUCUUUGAUUGUGUAAGUUUCAAGUUUUUAUGUAAAUUGGAUAUAUCUUUGUGGUAUUUAGGUCCUCUGUUAGUGGGUUUGAGUUUGAUGGCUAAGAAAGUUAUUUAAUGCUUGUUGCUCUCUUAAAUGAUGGCUUCAUAUUAGGAUAGUCUUUCAUAGCCCUAGUAUGCUGAUAAAUUGUUAGUUCUGCAAAGAAGCCAUGAUAGGGGAUAUCAGAUAGGCAUUCCCUUUGUGCUUCUAAGUGCAAGUUGUAUGCAUGUUUAUCAUGCAUUGAUACAGCAGAUAUUCCUAAUGGGUGGAUGACAUGGGUUGGCUUAAAUUUGGUGAUGAUAUUUGGAAAUGACUGAGAAGGGAAGGAGGGAUUAGAUGUUAAGUUGAUCGAUGGUGGAUUUACAUAACCUUUUGUUUUGUUUCCAUAUACAAUGACUGUUCCGUUAUGCUUUUCUGAUAUUAUGUUUAAUCCCUUUCCAGCUGUUGAAAUUUGUGUAUUUGUGUUUGAUAUCAUGUUUGCUAAUGAAGAGCAGUUGUUGGGUUUGCCACUCCGCCAGAGACGGAAAUGUAUGCCCUUUCCUCCCCACCUUGCACACCAAUAUAAUUUCUUCUCUUUC